GCUAAGCAGAGGCCGGAAGCGGUGGUUUUUAGCGGCUCUCUGGGUAGCAGGGUGGUGUGAUAGCGGCAGCGAGGGGCUCGCAGAGGUGCUGGGAUUCUCGUAGCUGUGCCGGGUGAGUGGCGCUCGCGUUCGGGCGCGUGAGACCCAUCCCGGGGACCCGUCUCUGCGGGGCAGCUGGAGGGCGGCGGGGCUCCUGGCGCCGGUAGCGCACCUGGGCAGGUGUGCCAGCCAGGUCCCCGGUUCUGGGAUCCGAGGCCAUGGCUUGGAGUGGCCCAGACCCGAACUUCGCUCCUGUGCCCAAACUUGGAACUCUGGAAAUAUGGCUUCGCUCACUGGCGCCUUGAGCUUGGGCGACUGCCGGGCCCGCGAAACCCGACCCCUGCAGAGCUGACUCCGGGACUAUUUUAGUUUCUAACGUCAACUUGCCCGAUUCAAGAGGGUUUGCGCAAAAAACGUAGCCCAUUGUCCCCCUGCUGCAGCUGUUGUUGCAGCUGUGUGGCUGCGUUUAGUAGGAAUAGCCAACUCAAAUUGGGAAGUUCUUCAGCUCAGUAUCCGCUCCUAUAAUUAGAACUUUUUUUCUUUAAGCGAUGAAAUUUUGGACAGAGAGAUCUGGAGUUUAGUUUGUGGCUCGAAGAAAAACUUCAAAAUGUAAUACCUUGUACCAUUUGAGGGGAAAGUUUGGGCUAAUUCAAUUCGCCAUGGAAGUGUCUUCUUUUUAAAGUAGUUUAGUAGGUAUAUGAAUGUAUCUAUCAGUUCUUGAGAGACCUAUGGAUUUAGCAGAGAUUUUAACUUAAGUGCAAAAAGUUUUAUAUUUAACGGCGAAUAAAGCGGAUAUUUCUUAAAAUUAUUGGUAUUUGUUUCAUGUUCUGGAAGGGCUCUAAUAAACGGUAAUCAGAAAAGCACUUUAUUUUCAAAAGCGAGGCUUUACUGGCAAGUCAGCCCUUACAGCUAAUUGUCUUUGUCCAGUGGUGAGAACUUUUGGGUGUGGCAGUCCAAGAGAACGAAUCCUACCUUCUACCGGAAGUUUGCAUAAGAAAUGAAACUUGAUUUACUUGGAACGGAAGCACCAACUUGAAAUACACUUUUUAAAAAUUGUGGUUAGCACCAGAAAAUAAGUUAUACUUAGGUUUUUUUGUUAAGUGCAUUGAUUAAAUGAGGCGGUAUAUUUGGUCAGGGUUUAGAAAGCCCACCAAAUACUGGGUGCUAUCACACUACGCAGUGUUUUGUAAGAUGGUGGUUUUUUCUUGCAGAAUAUCUGAUAUUUUUCAGAAUAUUACCAAUUUGCGUGUUCGUUUUGUAGAAAAAGUUUCUAGGUUAUUUUACGUUUAUUGCCACUUUGUAAAUGCUGGACUCUAGGAUUCUAACCACAGAACUGUAAUGUAUAUAUUGGUAUGGAUUAGUCCCAUUUUAUAAACGAACAUAGUUUCUAGAGAUUCUGAAAACUUCUCGUGUCCUUUGGUGUGUGGGGAAAGCCACUUUGAGAAUCUCUUCUAUUUCUCCCACCUAUUAAUCUAAUCUAGUCUAACAUUUUCGUUAAUCAUGUUGUGUAUCUCUCUUGUUACAGCCCAUAAUGAUUCUGAGCUAAAACACAAAAACCAGAUUCAUUGCCACCAGCGCCCACCUCGCCUGACUUAAAAAAAGGACUUCACCACCACCAUGUCGAGCAAAAGAACAAAGACCAAGACCAAGAAGCGCCCUCAGCGUGCAACAUCCAAUGUGUUUGCUAUGUUUGACCAGUCACAGAUUCAGGAGUUCAAAGAGGCCUUCAACAUGAUUGAUCAGAACAGAGAUGGUUUCAUCGACAAGGAAGAUUUGCAUGAUAUGCUUGCUUCAUUGGGGAAGAAUCCAACUGAUGAGUAUCUAGAUGCCAUGAUGAGUGAGGCUCCAGGCCCCAUCAAUUUCACCAUGUUCCUCACCAUGUUUGGUGAGAAGUUAAAUGGCACAGAUCCUGAAGAUGUCAUCAGAAAUGCCUUUGCUUGCUUUGAUGAAGAAGCAACUGGCACCAUUCAGGAAGAUUACUUGAGAGAGCUGCUGACAACCAUGGGGGAUCGGUUUACGGAUGAGGAAGUGGAUGAGCUGUACAGAGAAGCACCUAUUGAUAAAAAGGGGAAUUUCAAUUACAUCGAGUUCACACGCAUCCUGAAACAUGGAGCAAAAGACAAAGAUGACUGAAAUAACUUCAAAUUCCAGCCAAAUGUUCCUUGUUGCCACUUUGGGUAUUCUGAGAUUUUCUCCUGCAUGCCCUUAGCUUUACAGCUUUUGCAUUUCCUGUUGUAUUUAUUCUCGGCCAUUUUGGGCAUAUGUAUCUUUAUAAUCAGACUGGAAACAGGACUUUCUAUUAAUACCAUUUUCAGAAUAGAAAAUAGGGUAAUUUAACCUACCAGCCCUUCUCCCCCAAUAACUGUGGUCUAUACAGAGUCAAUAUAUUUUUUCAGAGAAAGUUAUUCGCUCGAUUUUUUCUGAAUCAUAAUUAAACUUUAUGGUAAAAUACUUGUUUAAACUUAUUUACCAAACUUGGCUUUUGUUGGUUUUAGUUGUAUCUCCCCAAGAAAGGUAGAUGAGGGAAAUCCUAGAAAAUGAUAUGGUUGUUAGCUUUUUCUUCCUCCAAUUUUCCUAACAAUCAUAUCUCCUCUACUAUCCAUUCCUCCUCCUCCCAAGGAUAUCCAAUUUUAACUGCCCUAAUCAAGUGUUCUGCACUUUGUCUUCCAAUUUUUAAAAUAAUUUCCUGUAGAAUUUGCAUAUAUAUGAUAGUUUCCGUAGCUUUAAGUCCUUAAGUUGACAUACCUGCCAACAUUUCUACUUUAUUUAAACUUUUGUAAUUUCUGGUCAUUUAAAAUUAGACCAGGUCACUGAGUAUAAUUUCAAUUUGUCAUAUUUUUAAAAACCAUUUUGGCUUAAGGUUCUGUGGAAUGCUACCAAAGAGAGAUUUUUAUGUUAUGUUUUAAAGUGCUGGAAAUAUAAUGCAGUAUUUUUUUAUUA
Molecule: messenger RNA, 2979 nt
Organism: Symphalangus syndactylus (siamang)
Lineage: Eukaryota; Metazoa; Chordata; Mammalia; Primates; Hylobatidae
Product: myosin regulatory light chain 12A
Molecular function (GO): calcium ion binding
Source: RefSeq, a predicted model, not a curated record